UAUCCACUACACAGUCUCUCGUAAGGUGUGGUUCUCAGCGUGCUGGUCAGAACUAUGCUCGUCCGGAAUCAACAAGUGCUUCUCGAGACUACGUCGGGGAAACACUUGACCUAACCGAACUUAGUGAACAUCUUUUUCUUCUCGUAACCUCGCGUGCAAAGGAGAGUUCGAAGGGGGCGCGCAUAGGUGGCAGGAAGAUUCGCGGAGAUUGACCGCGUACACAGAUUGGCUUGAGUUCAUGAUCUUCGGUUACAAAUAUUAUGACACCGGUUUGACUCGGUAGAUUGUACAGAUUAACCUUUUCACUUUGGGAUUCGAUCGCGAGACCAGAAUCGCCGACAUUGUGUUGCUUCUUGUGGUGAUCGAUGACUCGGUGAAUUAUUGGUUUUUUUGCGUUGAAAGAUGCAUCUAUGACGCGCGUGUUCCCUCACCAGGAUCAACGAGGAUUCUAUAUGUACACCGGAGUUCCGCUACACGUGACUUCACGCCUUGCCGACUGCGUGUUUAUUACGCUGUAGAUUUAAUUCAAUACACAACAUAAGAUUGAAGUUGACGAGAGAAAAUCACCAAGUAUGAAGCACCACGUGCACUUUCAAUCGUAAAUCAUAUCGAACGAUAAUGACGAUAAAAAAUGAAAAGAGAGGCAAGAAAGGAAAUUGAAUUGUCUCUUUUGCCGCAGAAAGUACCAUUUCGCUGUUAGAAAUUUCCCCUCGUGUGAUAGCCACGGGAUCGAACGAAAGCGCAAUUCCUUGGGUUAACUCGGUCACAAUGUAACAUUGUGCAUUCUCCGAACUACGAUCCAUAGAUCGUAAUGAAAGGAACAUUUGUAAUCUUCCUAAGCGUUCUCUCGUUGAGAACGCUGGGUCUGCCGACUGGAGCACCGCCAGAUUCAUGCAAAGAUCUGAUGCCUCGUCAUCCUGGAAGCACGAAGCAGGAAACUUACCCUCCUCCUUACCAAGUUUUACCAGCUGCAGGACAAGGCAGAGUCCGGUUAAUUCUGGGAAGUCCUCACGGUCUUGCCUACGAGGGUUUUAUGAUACUUGCACAUGACUCCGAGACCGGUGAAUUCGUUGGAGAGUUUGCCAACUUGCCCGAUUCGGCAAGAAUCGUCGAGUGCACACAGGGUAUAAAGAACGCGGUGACUCACACGAACGUCAGCAAGAAGCACAAUCUCGAGUUUGACUGGGAGGCACCUGUAAAUUACGAAGGCACCAUUGUUUUCAAGUCCACGUUCGCGCAGGAUUACAGUACGUACUGGGUCGGCGUGGAAUCACCGCCAGUUAACGUUCGCAAGCGAUCCAUCGACGUAUUGACCUCGUCUACACCGAUCAGUACACUGAGAACUACCACGCCGCCCUAUUACAGUCCGACCGUCGAUUACGAGACGAAAGAUGUUGAGGAUCCUUUCUACGCCGGAUGUGGCUCCACGAAGAAUUGCUUUGGUACUCCAGCUGGAUGCAUCGAGGCCAAAAAUUGUAUCGCUGCGGUUACUGUACUUGUUCAAGGAGAGCGAUAUCUGUUUGAAUUGCAAGGACGUGAUAGUAAAUAUGUCGCUGUUGGUUUAUCCGAUGACAGUAAAAUGGGCGAUGACAGUGUAGUUGAGUGCGCGAACGAAGGAGGAGAAAUUGCAUUACACAUGUCUUGGAACUCUGGAAAACGUAAUAUGCGCCAGCCAAUGCAGGAAGGAGCAGUCCAAUUGGAGUCGAGUGCGAUCAAGGAUGACAUAAUCACGUGCAGAUUUUGGAGAGAGAAGACUACGGUUGUUCAAGGCCGCGAGUAUGACCUCGUCAGCACACCAUACAAUCUUCUCGUGGCAGCUGGCAAAAGUUUAAAAAGUAACGGUAUCGGAUUCCAUGACACGGCGUACGACGCGACCGGUGACGCAAAAUUAUUAUCCGACGUUGGUGGUUACACUACGGCGAGCAACAUUCUAAUUCGUGUUCAUGGCGCUCUAAUGUUGGCAUCUUGGAUCGGUACAGCGUCGAUCGGCAUUCUUCUGGCUAGAUACUACAAGCAGACAUGGGUCAGCUCACAGUUGUGUGGAAAGGAUCAUUGGUUCGCCUGGCACAGAUUCUUUAUGAUACUGACAUGGUCGAUGACAAUAGCGGCUUUUGUAAUAAUAUUCGUCGAAUUGGGUGAAUGGAGUUCGGAGGUGAUACACGCGUCCUUGGGACUAGCGACCACGAUCUUAGCCUUUAUUCAACCGUUUAUGGCAGCCGCGAGACCUCAUCCAGGAGCACCGCGAAGACCUCUUUUUAAUUGGGCGCAUUGGUUCGUUGGAAACGCGGCACAGAUUUGCGGCAUAAUCGCAAUUUUCUUCGCGGUCCGACUAAAUAAGGCCAAACUGCCAGAAUGGAUUGACUGGAUCCUGGCAGCUUACGUGGUAUUCCAUAUUCUGACUCACCUUAUCUUAACGUUCGUUGGAUGUGCCUCUGACAGACAGGCGAGUCAGAGGGUGAAUUCAUUUCCGAUGAAAGACAUGCACUCUCGUGGUUCAAUGGUCCAUCCGGAUGCAAGACAGGAUGCUCCUCACGCUGGAAUCAGGAAAUUUAUCUUCGGUAUAUAUUUCGUCGUGAUCGUCCUAUUCACCGCAGCUCUCAUUGUAAUCACCGUACUGGCGCCUAUAGAAGACACAUGGGUUACCUUCACGAACAACAUUAAAAAUUAUUAA
Bombus impatiens (common eastern bumble bee) is the source of this 2671-nucleotide messenger RNA. Its product is annotated as putative ferric-chelate reductase 1 homolog. The transcript is spliced from 13 exons. The coding region runs from base 812 to 2671 and encodes 619 amino acids. The record is from RefSeq and is a predicted model, not a curated record. Lineage: Eukaryota; Metazoa; Arthropoda; Insecta; Hymenoptera; Apidae. Gene Ontology annotation, molecular function: oxidoreductase activity, acting on metal ions.